Brugia pahangi is the source of this 780-nucleotide messenger RNA. The record is from the annotation of a GenBank genome assembly. NCBI's taxonomy places the organism in Eukaryota, Metazoa, Nematoda, Chromadorea, Rhabditida, Onchocercidae.
AUGAGAAAUUUUUAUUGGCAUAAAUCAUUAGCUAUUGCAAAUUAUCUGAAUCAACCGGAAGUGCGUUUUGCAUUACACAUUCCGUCAACUAUUAGUAAAUGGAUUGCAUGCAAUCCAUCAGCAAAUCUUAUCAAUGAGCAACGAUCUUAUAACGAUACAACAAUACUUUUUCAACAAAUAUUAAAUUCCAAUUAUCCUUUAAAUAUUCUCAUUUAUGAUGGUGAUGCUUCAACCAGUUAUCAAUUCAUUGGAGAUGAAUGGUUUAUUGAAAAGAUAGCAAAAAUGUAUUCAAUGGUAACUGUUCAGGAACGAAUUCCAUGGAUUUAUCAUAAACAAAUUGCAGGCUAUCAAAAAAUAUUUAAAAUGUCAACAAAAAUAGAAAUAUCUGAAAAUAUCGAAGUAUUUAAGGGCAAACUUCAAUUUGUUAUCAUUAAGGGUGCUGGCCAAUUUAUUUCAUCUGAUCGACCAGGCCAAUUACUUCAAAUGUUGAAUAAUUUUUUGGAACAAAAUGACCUUUCAACUCCAAUACCUAUAAGUGUAAAGUUUAAACCAUUGAAAAAACAAUAUGAAAUAUUAGAACAGAUUGUAACUGAAAUUGAUUCAUCGUGUAGCGAUCAAAAUUUAUUCAUUGAUGAAAAAAUAGAUGCAAAUAAAUCUGAUGACAGUAUGCCAGGACAGACUUUUUGGUAUAAUUUAAAAACUGUAACUGGGCAUCUGGACGAUGGCCAAGGAAAUAAUCGUUUUUAUUGGUAUGAAAAUUUAAAAUUUAUCCUAGGCUAG